Molecule: messenger RNA, 4071 nt
Organism: Anguilla rostrata (American eel)
Lineage: Eukaryota; Metazoa; Chordata; Actinopteri; Anguilliformes; Anguillidae
Gene: spon1a
Product: spondin 1a
Exons: 16
Coding region: 392-2785 (797 amino acids)
Biological process (GO): cell adhesion
Cellular component (GO): extracellular matrix
Source: RefSeq, a predicted model, not a curated record
UUCAGCUUAGUUCUUGCCUUGAUGUCUUGGAGACAGCUGCGCUACCAUCCGCUUCGCUAUUUCCCCCAACUCUGAGAACUGCACGCAGUUAAGUAGGCUAGGCUAAACACCGAGUCUCCCAUCAGCAUAUAGGCUCUCCAACAAAUCAGUUCAAGUCUUCAGGACUAAGGAAGCAUUCGAUCAUACAGUAGCUAUAUACAGCUCACUCGGGAUGGCUGUUCGUGCGCUCCUUUGUACCAGAGAACAUCUUUUCGUGUACUAAGUAAAAAGAGUCGGCGAAAUUGACAAGUUUGUCUGUUUCUGGAGUUGAGACAAGAUUUUUCUUUUUUUGCCUAAUUUUCCCAUUUCGUUUUUCUUAUCGCAUUGACUGCUGACGGAUUGCCUCCGCGCAAUGUCAAGAAUUGGAUUACACCCGAAAAUACUGCUGUUGCAAUGUCUUCUCUCGACUUUUGUGUUUCAUACGCUUGCAUAUACGGAGGAGCCUACAGAUAAAGCGGCGAAGUCGGAUGGGUAUUGCAGCAGCAUUUUAAGGGCGCAGGGCACAAGAAGGGAAGGCUAUAACGAGUUUAGACUCAGGGUGGAGGGGGAUCCGGAAUUUUACCAACCUGGAAGCACCUACAGAGUGACUUUGUACACAUCCAGCCCUUCUCAUUUUAGAGGCUUUACGCUAAUUGCCUUGAAGGAGGGAAAGGGUGGUGAAAGAGAUGAAGAUUAUGCCGGAAGUUUUCAGAUCAUAGAUGCAGAGGACACACAGUUUAUGACCAACUGCCCUCCAGCAGUGACUCAGAGUACUCUAAGGAGAAGGACAAGGAUACAAGUGUUUUGGACAGCACCCCCUUCUGGCAGUGGCUGUGUCAUUCUCAAGGCAAGCAUUGUGCAGAAGAGAAUCAUUUAUUUCCAGGAUGAAGGCUCCCUCACUUACAAGAUGUGUGAGAAAGACCUGUUGUUCUCGGAGGCAACACAGAGACCCCAGUCGGAGUGCUGUGCCUGUGGGACAGCCAAGUAUAGAGUCACAUUCUUUGGGAACUGGUCAGAGAAGGUCCACCCGAAAGACUACCCCAGGCGUGCCAAUCAUUGGUCCGCCAUCAUUGGAGCGUCCCACUCGAAGGACUACAUACCUUGGGAGUACGGGGGCUAUGCCAGCGAGGGGGUGAAGCAGGUGGCUGAGCUGGGAUCUCCUGUUAAAAUGGAGGAGGAGAUUCGCCAGAAGGGUGACGACGUCCUGACGGUGAUCAAAGCGAAGGCUCAGUGGCCUGCAUGGCAGCCCUUGAACGUGCGGUCAGCCCCCUCAGCGGAGUUCUCAGUGGACCGGACGCGCCACUUCAUGUCCUUCCUCACCAUGCUGGGCCCCAGCCCCGACUGGAACGUGGGCCUCUCAGCCGAGGACCUCUGCACCAAAGAGUGCGGGUGGGUCCAGAACCUGGUGCAGGACCUGAUCCCCUGGGAUGCUGGCACUGACAGUGGGGUCACCUAUGAGUCUCCCAACAAGCCCACAAUUCCCCAGGAGAGGAUCCGGCCCCUCACCAGCCUGGACCACCCCCAGAGCCCUUUCUAUGACCCCGAAGGUGGCCCCGUCACAGCUAUUGCAAGGGUGGUGGUGGAGAGGAUUGCCAGAAAGGGAGAGCAGUGCAAUAUCGUCCCCGAUAACGUGGAUGAUAUUGUGGCUGAUAUUGGCCUGGAGGAGAAGGAGAAAGAUGACACCCCAGAGACCUGUAUCUACUCCAACUGGUCCCCUUGGUCGGCCUGUAGCUCUGCCACCUGUGACAAGGGCAAGCGCAUGAGGCAGAGGAUGCUGAAGGCCCAGCUGGACCUCACCGUACCCUGCCCACACACACAGGACUUCCAGCCCUGCAUGGGGCCUGGCUGCAGUGAAGAAGAGUCCUCCACCUGCAUGAUGUCAGAGUGGAUCAGCUGGUCGCCCUGCAGUGUGUCCUGUGGGAUGGGCAUGAGGUCCCGGGAGAGGUAUAUCAAGCAGUUCCCAGAAGACGGCUCCAUCUGCUCCCUCCCUACCGAGGAGACCGAGAAAUGCAUCGUCAACGAAGACUGCUCCCCCAGCAGCUGCCUGGUAACUGAGUGGGGCGAGUGGGAUGCCUGCAGCGCCACCUGUGGGCUGGGCAUGAAGAGGCGGGAGCGCAUGGUGAAGAUGCCCCCGUCGGACGGCUCCCUUUGCAAUGUGGAGGUGGUGGAGGUGGAAAAGUGCAUGAUGCCAGAGUGUCACACCAUCCCCUGCAUGCUGUCUCCCUGGUUGGAGUGGAGCGACUGCAGCGUGACAUGCGGCGUGGGCAUGCGGACGCGCCAGAGGAUGCUCAAGUCGCCCGCUGGGCUGGGGGAGUGCACGGAGGAGCUGGAGCAAGUGGAGAAGUGCAUGAUGCCAGAGUGUCCCACAGACUGCAUGGUGUCAGAGUGGUCCGAGUGGUCCGAGUGCAACAAGUCUUGCGGGAAGGGUCACAUGAUCCGGACGCGGAUGAUCAAGUUGGAGCCACAGUUCGGGGGCGCCGCGUGCCCCGUCACGGUGCAGAGGAGGAAGUGCAAGCUCCGAAAGUGCGCGCGAGGACCCAAGGAGCCCCGGGAGAAACGGAGGAGCAAACAGAACCAGGACCAGACUGCCGAGGAGCACCCCGGGUGUAAGAUGCGCCCGUGGUCGGACUGGACGGACUGCUCCAAGCUGUGCGGCGGGGGGGUCCAGGAGCGCUGGAUGACGGUGAAGAAGAGGCCGAAGGGCCCGCAGGCGGCCAACUGCAAGGACAGGAAGGAGAUCCGCGCCUGCAAUGUGCACCCUUGCUAGUGGCAUGUUACGGGGGUGGGGGUGGGGUGGGGGGGGGGGGGCAGGGGACUUGGGGUGGCAACACUGUGCCACAGAACAGGAUUCUUUCAGGUUAGGGCUAGGGCAAGGAAAAACGACAUCAGUCCUGCUGAAAUACAGGACGCAUUGUGGUGACAAACUCCCGCCUGGUCAUUGUGUUCGUGUACGUGGGGUGUGGGGUUUGUGUGUGUGUGGGGGGUGGGGGGUGGGGCGGGGGGGCUGUGUGGUCCCCAGUGGGACAGCAGCAACAGUAAUUAGUAUCAUAGCUGCCUUUUCAGAAGGCUCAUAUAUCACGAUGUAACCACUGAUAGACAUUACCAAUUUCAGAAGUGCACACCAACCAUUAAUAAAACACUUUAACAAUCUUUCAUUAAUUAGUUUUUCUUAUGGGUUUACUAGCACUCAAGUACUCUACUCUGUUAAAUGUCUGCUUUAGGGAAGCCACAAUGUUAUCAAGAGAGGGAAUGUGUCCUGACCUAAUCAGGGAAAGACAAGGUGUUCUGAGCGAGGUGUGUAUCCUGCUUAAGUGGCAGUCAACACUUCUUGAGUUGGAAGACAUACCAGCAGAUCUUACAUUCCGUUCUGUCAAGGGCAAAGCAUGAGAUCUGCAAUUCAAUCAGUUUACCUCCAGCCCUCUUUCUGUGCUUAAUCCUGGAUCAAAGAGUCAAGAUUCAUUUAAAAAUCAAGCAGCCACAUCGAACACUUUCUUUUUUGGCAGGGGUAGGGGGAAGGGGGUGUGGAGGGGAGUCAAUGCCUGGAGUCAAUACCCAGAAUCAAUACCCACUUGAUUUGGAAACAGCAGGUUGGAUUAAAACAGAUCUAUAAGGCAGUUCAUUUGCAUAUAGAAUUCCGGAUAGGAUCACAGUAAACUUCUUGCAGUAUUUUUAAAUAAAUUAAUAAUAAUUUUAUUAAUUUAAGCAUUCCAGUCAUUUAAUAAAUAACAUCAUAACUUUUCAAUAGUUUUAUUAUCGUCUUAAACUAAAAGCACAGAUAAUCUACCAUUCCAGUAUUUCGUAUGCCGUUUUUGGACAAAAAUCUGUUGUGACUUUAUAUUUGACUAUAAUUCACAUACAGGUUAUACAACUUUUCUUUUCUGGUCAGUUUUUUCAUUGCUAGAAUUUCCUUUUUUGUCACUUAAUUUUUUUUGGAUAAUAUCACCUGGGAUUCUUACCAAAGUCUGGUGUAGAUGUUUUGUAGAUGUCUCUUUCUGUAUCAUAUUACUAUUUUGGAAUAAAUCACCUUUACAAUAAAAGUAAAUGUGACAAAUA